This is a messenger RNA of Medioppia subpectinata, 1002 nucleotides long. Lineage: Eukaryota; Metazoa; Arthropoda; Arachnida; Sarcoptiformes; Oppiidae. The record is from the annotation of a GenBank genome assembly.
AUGUACAUAAUAUUGUGUUUUUCAUUUAUUAUUUGUAUUGAUGUGAAAACAACAUCGGGUGUAGUGAGGGGUCGGACACUACAUGUGCUCAACAAUACAGUUAACCAGUUUUUGAAUAUACCAUACGCUGAGCCUCCGAUCGGAAACCUACGGUUCGCACCGCCUGUGCCUCUCAAACAACCCUUAAAUUAUGUUAUCAAUGAUACAAAACGUGGUAAGGCUUGUAUACAAGUGCAGUCAAGAAUAAUGAAGGGAGAAGUAAGUGAAGACUGUUUGGUAUUAAAUAUAUGGACACCAAAUGCGGGCAAUAAUAACACAAACAAAUCACAGCUCAAACCCAUUAUGUUUUGGAUACAUGGUGGAGCUCUAGUAUUUGGGUCAAUGAAUACGUAUAAUGGUAGUUUUCUGGCCGCACACGAUGUGGUUUUUGUUGCCGCUAAUUAUAGAUUAGGACAGUUGGGCUUUCUAUACGGGGAUCGGGAGGACGCGCCCGGAAAUGUGGGCUUUUAUGACCAGUUAUUGGCUCUCAAAUGGGUCAGAGAAAACGCCGAACAGUUUGGCGGAGAUAGGGAUCAGAUGACCAUUUUUGGUGAGAGCGCCGGGAGUUGGUCGGUGUCCGCACACAUACUCUCCCCGCUAUCCAAAGGUUUAUUCAAGAGGGCUAUUAUGCAAAGCGGGUCCGCUAUGUGGGGGAAAGGAAGGGAAACAAUCACAAAAUCUGAAGCACUAGUUAUGGCCAAAAAUAGUGCCAAACAUUUCAAUUGCAGUGAAUCUGAGGAUUGGUUGCAAUGUCUGAGAAGAGUGAAUGCACUCGAGAUUCUCAAAACUCAAUCCAAAGUUAUGUUUCCAGUCUUUGAUACAAUUUUUCUGCCCAUUUCUACCCAAAAGGCAUUUGAAAGCAAAAAAUUAUAUUCAGGUCUGCUAUCACUUGAAAUAGUAAAAGGCAACAAUAUAGACGUAGACGAUUAUGAUCAAUGCAGCAUGGGCGAGCCGUAUAAUUAA